CCCGGCAGCCCAAUGAUGAAGGAGGAGGGCCUGCUGAGUCGUCGGCGUUUCUCCAUGUGUGGGGGUACGGCGGCGCUUCGUCCCCAGCACCCGGACGGACGCAAACUCAUCCGCAAUGCCUCUUUCGGGGGCUACAAUGAGCUGUCGCCCGUCUCGCUGCCAGGUUUCGAGAGAGGGAAGGAGGACCUCUUGCCUCUGCCUUUGAAAGAGGAUUCACAUUCCAUAUCUAAGAGCAAGUCUGAAACCAAGCUGUACAAUGGCUCAGACAAAGACGUGUCGGCAUCCGGAGGAAAGCUCACCAAGAAGGAGUCCCUCAAGGUGCAGAAGAAAAACUACAGGGAAGAAAAGAAGAGGGCGACCAAGGAGCUGCUCAGCACCAUCACUGACCCCUCUGUCAUCGUCAUGGCCGACUGGCUAAAGGUGGGAACAUCCCGUGGCACUCUGAAGAGCUGGACAAAGCUUUGGUGCGUGUUGAAACCAGGCGUCCUGCUCAUCUAUAAAACACAUAAAAACGGGCAGUGGGUGGGAACGGUGCUACUCAAUGCUUGCGAGCUCAUCGAGAGGCCCUCCAAGAAGGACGGCUUCUGCUUCAAGCUCUUCCACCCGCUGGAGCAGUCCAUCUGGGCCGUCAAGGGUCCUAAAGGGGAAGGGGUCGGCUCCAUCACUCAGCCGUUACCCAGCAGCCACCUCAUUUUCCGUGCUGCCUCCGAGUCUGAUGGUCGAUGUUGGAUGGACGCCUUAGAGCUAGCCCUGAAGUGUUCCAGCCUGCUGAAAAGGACCAUGAUCCGCGAGGGGAAAGAAGACAUGAGCACAGUGGCCACUGGUGGAGAGCACUCUAUUAAUUUCUACAGCCUCCUCAGAGCCCACAACAUCCAUGGUUUCCAGUUCAAUGACAGCGACCACCUGAAAGACCCUGACCUGUACUCAGACAAGUCGGACAGGGAGGGUGAACAGGACCACGAGGAGUCCGACCCAGAAGGCCUGGAAAAGAGUGAGGAGAGUGACAGCGACACUUCAGAGCGCCAGGACGACUCUUACAUCGACGUGGACCCUAACGAGCUUCUACGGGAAACCCCGUACCUGGAACAGUCCCAUGAGGAACUUGGAGAGGCUGGGGAGGCUGCCCAGACAGAGACGGUAUCAGAGGAGAAUAAAUCUCUGAUCUGGACUCUGCUGAAGCAAGUGCGGCCCGGCAUGGAUCUCUCUAAGGUGGUGCUCCCCACCUUCAUCCUGGAGCCAAGGUCCUUUCUGGACAAACUGUCUGACUACUACUACCACGCAGACUUCCUCUCAGAGGCCGCAAUUGAAGAGAACGCUUACAACCGGAUGAAGAAGGUGGUGAAGUGGUACAUCUCUGGAUUUUACAAAAAGCCUAAGGGGUUGAAGAAGCCUUAUAACCCCAUUAUUGGAGAGACGUACCGCUGCAUGUGGCUCCACCAGGCCACCAAUAGCAAGACCUUCUACAUAGGAGAACAGGUUUCGCAUCAUCCUCCAGUGUCAGCUUUCUACGUCAGCAACAGGAAGGACGGAUUCUGUCUCAGUGGCAGCAUCCUUGCCAAGUCAAAGUUCUAUGGAAACUCCCUGUCGGCCAUAUUGGACGGGGAGGCUCGGCUGACUUUCCUCAACAGAGGAGAAGACUAUGUGAUGAACAUGCCCUAUGCUCACUGUAAAGGCAUCCUGUAUGGCACCAUGACUCUGGAGCUGGGCGGUCAGAUCACCAUCGCGUGUGAGAAAACAGGAUACAGUGCUCAGCUUGAGUUCAAACUGAAGCCGUUUCUAGGCAGCAGUGACUGCGUCAAUCAAGUCUGUGGAAAGAUCAAGCUAGGGAAGGAAGUUUUGGCUACACUGGAAGGACACUGGGACAGUGAGAUCUUCAUCAACGACAAGAAGACAGGGACGGUGGACACCUUUUGGAACCCGACAACAGAGCUGAGGCAGAGUCGACUGACACGCUGUACUGUCCCACCAGAGGAGCAGGGAGAACUUGAAUCGGAAAGACUGUGGCAGCACGUGACGCGGGCCAUCAACAACAAGGACCAGACCGAGGCCACCAAUGAGAAGUUCCUCCUGGAGGAAGUUCAGCGGAAGUCCGCCCGAGAACGGAAAGCCAAGUGCGAGGAGUGGAACCCUGCCCUGUUUGAGCAGGACCCUGUCACCGGGGAGUGGCAUUACAGAUAUGCAGACACAAGGCCAUGGGAUCCGCUCAACGACCUGAUCCAGUUCGAGAAAGACGGCUGUAUCCAGACCAAGGUCCGACACCGCACCCCUAUGGUGACGGUGCCAAAGAGGAAACACAAGAGUGACAAGUCUAAGAGCCGAGAGAGUGGCUGCUCCUCACCUGAACCCGACCGCCAAGACUCAUCUGGCAGCGAACGACACAAAAGCAAGCAUACCAGUCGGCUGAGGAAAAAAGGGGCCGACCUCUGUGAACUUCAAAGUGCCAUUGAAUCCAUAAAGAAGACGCAGGAGGACAUUAACAGGAACAUCAGCGUGCUGCGGAGCCGUGCCGCCGGCCGGGUGGAGGGCAGUUCUUUCCUCCAGCAGCGGGACUACAUCAUCAUCGUUUUCCUCAUCCUCCUUCAGGUCCUGAUCAACUAUGUCUUCAAGUAGCAGCCAUACCCUGAGGAGAGAGACAGUGAUGUCCUCUCACACACGCACACAUGAAAAAACUCAAUAAACACCCAAUGAACAUUAGGCAUCAUGACUUCGAGACAUGAACUUUGACCUCUCACAAUAAGUGACUCGGACACUCUUCUCGUCUGUCUAUAUUUAAUCCAGCUACACACGUCCAGAGAAGUGGAGACUCACUCACACAAAGACACUUUUAAAUAAAACAUGUUAUUUUUAACCAGCCCAUUCCAAACACCCUGGAAUGGGCUGCAGAUUCCAAAAGCGAAGAGGAGGAGCGGCUUUAAGGAGAAGUAGUUGGAGGGGAGAUUUAGUCAUGAUUUCUUUUGUCGCGGUGGAGCUUGUUGAUUUGCCUUGAUGUAAGAGGCAAAGACAGCAGCCAUUGUUAUUAGUUUAUAGCUGUUUUGUUUUUUUGUUCUUUUUCCAAUGGAGUAAAACUACUUUGUGAUUCACAUUUCAAACCACAGGGAAGCGUUUUACAUGGAGACAAGUACCAUAUGGCUCAUAUGGCAAUACAGAUUUAAAGAGAAAGUAAACCUUUAAUUUGAAUGUUCUUUUGUUAACGUUUUGCUCCUCUGCUCGGUAUGUCUUUUGUGAAAAGGGGUGUGCUCGGGACAAAAGGCAUAGGGGAGCGAAAAACAAAUGGGUCCAAUCUAUGUGACAUUUGUUUUUUUAUUAUUGGGUACUUUAAUAUGAGGCCGGGUUUCCAUGUGUAGAACCGGACAAGGAAGACAAAUGAUACAAGGGACAUAGUCAGAAGGUACAGAGGCUAGAGUUUCUGCUGUAUGUCAAAUCUUCUCCUUUGGGAUGCGAAAUCAAUGUUGAAAGACCGAAGUCGUCGUCGUCGUUGUAGACUGGAGGAGCGUGUUUAGGACGUUAGCGCUAUGUACAGUAUUUUGACUUAGGGCACAAAUGCACUGGAAAUGUCACAUCGGUGUUAUUAGCAAAAAAAAUGUACGUGGAAAUUCUUUUAGAUCUCUGCUCAGAGAGUCAAAAUAUGUUUUUGGGUGAUUUCUUAUGAGCCUCAGUGACCACUGCCCUAGUUGCAGAUAAAGGGAGUUGGUACGUUUUAAUCAGUCAGCAAGGUCCUCUGAAAUCAACCAAGACAUGCACUUUCUUGCUUGGAGUUAGAUGAGAAGAUCGACCCUCACGCUCGUUCAAUGCAACUAGCAGCUGCUCAGCUUAGCAUAAAGAGUGGGAACGGCGAAAACUUUCCAUUGUUUAACUUAAAACUAAAAGUGAGUAUGUGUAUUUCCCUAAAUAAAUUCUGUUAACAUUUAAAAACAA
This is a messenger RNA of Gasterosteus aculeatus aculeatus (three-spined stickleback), 3915 nucleotides long. NCBI's taxonomy places the organism in Eukaryota, Metazoa, Chordata, Actinopteri, Perciformes, Gasterosteidae. The record is from RefSeq and is a predicted model, not a curated record.